AUGAAUCCAUCCGCUAUUCACCACACAUUCAGGAGGCUCCAUGCAAUAAACCACUUUGCUUCGCACAACAUCGUCCCACGAUACGCUCAUUCCGCUGCUAAAUUCAAUUGGCAAGACCCACUAGCCACGACGCAUUUAUAUACCCAAGAUGAACUAGCUAUCCAAGAAACUGCAAGGAAAUAUUGCCAGGAAAAACUAGCCCCCAGGGUUCUAGAGGCGUAUCGAAAUGAACAUUACGACAAGAAAAUUAUUCAGGAGAUGGGUGAGCUAGGGCUUCUUGGUGCCACGAUUGAGGGAUAUGGAUGUGCUGGUGCCAGCACUGUGGCCUCUGGUCUCAUCACCAAGGAAGUUGAAAGGGUAGACUCAGGCUACCGAUCUGGCAUGUCUGUGCAAAGCUCACUGAUCAUGACGGGAAUAUACAAAUUUGGCACUCAAGAGCAGAAAGACAAAUACCUUCUAGAUCUUGCUAAGGGCAAGAAAUUAGGCUGCUUCGGAUUGACAGAGCCAAACCAUGGCUCUGACCCAGGCUCAAUGGAGACAGUCGCCAAACCACACCCAACCAAAAAGGGGUACUAUUUAAUCUCAGGCUCAAAAACAUGGAUCACCAACUCUCCAAUUUCCGACUAUUUCCUUGUCUGGGCUAAACUUGAGAGCGUCGGCAAGAUCAAGGGCUUUAUUAUUGAACGAGAUAGCUGUCCACCAGGCACAUUUGAGACACCCAUGAUCAAAAAUAAGACCGCUCUCCGUGCAUCAAUCACCGGUAUGAUUCAAAUGGAUUCUUGUCCGGUACCUGAAACGAAUAUGCUCCCUGAGGUUGAAGGGCUUGUGGGCCCGUUUACCUGUCUGAAUAGCGCAAGACUAGGAAUUGCAUUUGGGUCCAUGGGUGCACUGGAGGACUGUAUUGAUCGCGCGCGCACCUACGCCCUUGAGCGGAAACAGUUUAAAGGAAACCCACUCGUUAGGUAUCAACUCGUGCAAAAAAAGCUCGCAGAUGCUGCUACAGAUGCUGCUUAUGGCACCUUGGCGGCAAUUCACGUUGCCAGGCUUAAUGAUGAGGGGAAGUCUGUACCUGAGAUGAUUUCCAUAGUCAAAAGGCAGAAUUGUGAUCGUGCGUUAGUUGGAGCCAGAACCCUCCAGGAGAUUUUUGGUGGUAAUGCUGUUAGUGAUGAAUACCAUAUCGGCCGUCAUGUAGCAAACCUGUUCGUUACCCAAACAUAUGAAGGGCAAAGCGAUAUCCACAGUUUAAUUAUUGGUCGGGCUAUUACUGGUGUUCAAGCAUUUGCUUGA
This is a messenger RNA of Histoplasma mississippiense, 1287 nucleotides long. Its product is annotated as glutaryl-CoA dehydrogenase, mitochondrial precursor. The record is from RefSeq and is a predicted model, not a curated record. Bases 1 to 1287 code for a protein of 428 amino acids. The transcript is spliced from 4 exons. Lineage: Eukaryota; Fungi; Ascomycota; Eurotiomycetes; Onygenales; Ajellomycetaceae. Gene Ontology annotation, biological process: fatty acid beta-oxidation using acyl-CoA dehydrogenase; fatty-acyl-CoA biosynthetic process. Gene Ontology annotation, cellular component: mitochondrial inner membrane. Gene Ontology annotation, molecular function: flavin adenine dinucleotide binding; fatty-acyl-CoA binding; glutaryl-CoA dehydrogenase activity.